Colletotrichum higginsianum IMI 349063 is the source of this 765-nucleotide messenger RNA. Its product is annotated as Chitooligosaccharide oxidase. NCBI's taxonomy places the organism in Eukaryota, Fungi, Ascomycota, Sordariomycetes, Glomerellales, Glomerellaceae. Gene Ontology annotation, molecular function: FAD binding. Bases 1 to 765 code for a protein of 254 amino acids. The record is from RefSeq and is a predicted model, not a curated record. The transcript is spliced from 3 exons.
AUGUACUUCCGAACAGCCCUGGUCGCUCAAUUUCUCAUUGCUCUUGCAAAGUCGGCAUCGACCCUUGACUCUCUAACAUAUUGCCUCAGCGCCGCAUCCGUCGCCGUCGCUCCGUCUCUUCCCAUCGCCUACAACAUCCGUCUUCCCUACACGCCGCUCGCGGUGGCCGUUCCCACAACAACCGCGCAGAUAUCGUCCGCUGUGAAGUGCGGUGCACAGAAUGGCGUCAGCGUCAGCGCCAAGAGCGGCGGCCACAGCUACACGUCUUCCAGCUUCGGCGGGGAAGACGGCCAUCUGGUGAUCAACUUGGACCGCAUGUACGCCGUGAAGGUCGCCACCGACGGCACGGCCAAGGUACAGGCGGGCGCCAGACUGGGGCAUGUGGCUACGGAGCUGUACAAACAAGGCAAAAGGGCACUCUCUCAUGGGACAUGUCCAGCUACCAGCGUCGGCGUCGGUGGGCACUCUCUUCACGGCGGCCACGGCAUGGUCUCCCGGACGUACGGACUUACUACAGACUGGAUCAAGGGCGCGACCGUCGUCCUGGCCAACGGGACCAUCACGUACUGCUCCGCGACCGAGCGACCGAACCUCUUCUGGGCGCUCCGCGGCGCGGGCUCCUCCAUGGUAAUCGUGGCCGAGCUCGACUUCAACACCUUUUCUGCCCCCGAUCAGGUGACAUACUUCGACAUCAGCCUCGUCUGGGAUGCCAAGAAGGCACCGCAGGUCCUCCUGGACGCCCAGGAGGCAUGCCGGCGGAGCUGA